CCUCCAGCUGUGGCGUCCCAGGCGCCCGCCCCUCGCCCGCCGCCUCCCCUGGCGCCCCUGUCCUCACCCUGCGCUGUCCGUGCACCGCGGACCCGCUGUCCCCAGCGCCUCUGCCCCUUGCCUUGAAGAUGAAGGUUUGGCUGCUGCUGGGUCUUCUGCUGGUGCACGAAGCGCUGGAGGAUGCAGUCACUGGCCAACAUCUUCCCAAGAACAAGCGUCCAAAGGAGCCAGGAGAGAACAGAAUCAAGCCUGCCAACAAAAAGGUGAAACCCAAAAUUCCUAAAAUAAAGGACAGGCUCUCAGUGGAUUCAGCGCCAAAGACACCAUCUAUAAUGAUGCAAAUGAUGGAUAAAGGACGGUUCCAGAAGCCCGCUGCCACCCUGAGUCUGACGGCGGGGCAAACGCUAGAGCUUCGAUGUAAAGGGAAUAAAAUCGGAUGGAGCUAUCCCGCCUACCUUGACACCUUCAAGGACACUCGCCUCAGCGUGAAGCAGCACGAGCGCUACGGCCAGCUGACCCUAGUCAACUCCACCGCGGCCGACACCGGCGAGUUCAGCUGCUGGGGGCAGCUCUGCACCGGCUACGUGUGCAGGAGGGACGAGGCCAAGACCGGCUCCACCUACAUCUUCUUUACAGAGAAAGGAGAAAUCUUUGUACCUUCUCCCAGUUACUUUGAUGUUGUCUACUUGAACCCGGACAGACAGGCUGUGGUUCCUUGUCGAGUGACCGUCCUGUCAGCCAGAGUCACGCUCCACAGAGAGUUCCCGGCCAAGGAGAUCCCAGCCAAUGGGACGGACAUCGUUUACGACGUCAAGAGAGGCUUUGUGUACUUGCAACCUCACUCCGACCACCAGGGGGUGGUCUACUGCAAGGCGGAGGCUGGGGGCAAGUCUCAGAUCUCCGUCAAGUACCAGCUGCUCUACGCGGAAGUUCCCAGGGGCCCCCCGUCCACAACCAUCUCGGCGUCGGCCAACAAAGUGAAAGGUGGGGAUGACGUCAGCGUCCUCUGCACUGUCCUUGGGGAGCCGGACGUCGAGGUGGAGUUCAGGUGGAUCUACCCAGGGCAGAAGGAUGAAAGGCCCGUGACGAUUCAAGACACUUGGCGGCUGAUCCACCGAGGACGCGGACACACCACCAGGAUCUCCCAGAGUGUCCUGACUGUCGAGGACCUGGAGACCAUCGACGCCGGCGAUUACAUCUGCACGGCUCAGAACCCCCGAGGACAGACGACAGUAGCUACCACUGUUGAGUUUUCCUGACUCGGGAAGUGAAGUCUAACGGACUGAUGCAAAGCCCACGUGUGCACACAACUAGCUCCGGGGUUCCUCUGACUUCUGCUUUGCCUGAGGCCGAUGUCCAGUGCCAAACCCCAGGUCCUGCCUUGUGAGUCAGACCCAGACAUCUGAGCUAAACGGAAGUCACCGGGUCUAGUAACAGAAGUGUUAACUCCUCUAACAGAAAGCAUGUAUUCUGAUUGCUGACCUACGUAUAUGCACUUCUAGUUUUUAUACUAAGAAGGCAUAUAUGUAAACAAUGUCAUAUAAUCAUUUCUAUUAAAUGAGCAAGUUUU
Messenger RNA from Camelus dromedarius (Arabian camel), 1570 nucleotides. It is a transcript of the gene PDGFRL, whose product is annotated as platelet derived growth factor receptor like. The record is from RefSeq and is a predicted model, not a curated record. The transcript has 6 exons. The coding region runs from base 129 to 1259 and encodes 376 amino acids. Lineage: Eukaryota; Metazoa; Chordata; Mammalia; Artiodactyla; Camelidae.